GGUUUUACCGCGCACGACUUUUUGAUCGUAGUUAGUGAGAUAAAACCAGUCGCUGAUAGAGAGAGUGCUCUGGUGUGUGGGCUGUCUGGCUGUAACGUCACAGUACGACUGGGAAGCGUGUGUCAUUAACAAAGGCUGUAUUUCCUCUCGAAAUGUGUCGCCUUUAGCGCUUUUUUAAUCAGCGCUCACUGUGAUCAGUCUAGGACACUACACCGGACAGCACCGAGAGACACAGAGAGAAAAGAAACCAAGAUGCCGCUUCUCCACAAAAAGCCCUUCGUCAGACAGAAACCUCCUGCUGACCUCAAACCGGACGAAGAAGUUUUCCUCUGUAAAGUCACCCACGAAAUCUUCCGGACCUACGAUGAAUUCUUUGAGAGGACCAUUCUCUGCAACAGUCUGGUGUGGAGUUGUGCAGUGACUGGCAAGCCUGGCCUCACUUAUCAGGAGGCCUUGGAAAGUGAGAAGAAGGCCAAGCUUAAUCUGCAGAGCUUUCCAAAAGCUUUACUCCUGCCUCUCUUACACCUGACUGCUCUUACUCAGCGCACACGGCUGCAUGAGAUAUGCGAUGAUGUCUGUGCUUUUAUCAAAGAGCGGUUCUUUCCAGGAGAGAUGGUUGACAUUGUCACUCGAUCUGGUGCAAGACAACACUACAGGAUCCUAGAGGUCAUACCACCCCAUUCCAACGGGACCGUUAAUGGCUAUGUCAAACAUCGCAUAGAGGGAGACUCCAUCGUCAUCAGUGAUAGCGAUGACGAGAUUAUAGUCACAUCACCCAAGUCCCCCAAAACAACACCCAGUGGCAGGAAGAGGAAAUCCAUCAAACCAUCCAUGUUUAAGUAUAAGGUUCAACUUGUAAGUCCAGAGGGUAGUGAGCCCGUGCUUGUCAAAUCGACUCAGAUUGUUCGAAAGAAGAAUGUGUUCACUCGAGACAGACUGAAACUGCUACUAAAACAGCAUUGUGAAUCAGUGAAUGGGACCAUCAGACUCAAACCAUCAACUGUUGCAACAUACAAACUGUCAGAACAAAGUUUCUCCCACUUUUUCCCGGAUGAAGCCCCAGUGUUUGUCUUUAGUCCUCCUGGAAAGAGCAGAGUUCGCCCACUGGGUGAUGCAGCUCCUGGGCAGGGUGCAAAUGCAAUACGAGCUGCAGAAGAAAAAUUAAAGCUUUUGCAACAGAAACAAGAAAUGAUGACAGUCUCACAUGAAAAGGCAAAAAUCAAGAAGGAGAGAGAAGAUUUGUUGGAAGCCAGAAAAAAAGAGAAGGUGGACAAAGAAAGAAGAAAAGAGGAGAUAAAGAGAAUGAUUGAGGAAGAAAAACAGAAAAGGAAAGAGGAGAAAGAACGCUUAAAGGUUGAGAAAGAGCGGGAGCGAGAAAAGUUAAAGGAAGAGAAGAAGAAAUAUGCUGAACGGCUAAAGUUAUGGAGUAAACCUAGAGAGGACAUGGAGUGCGAUGACCUCAAGGAGCUUCCAACACCAGUUCCAGUAAAGACACGUCUGCCCCCAGAGCUGUUUGGAGAUGCAUUAAUGGUGCUGGAGUUUCUAAAAGCAUUUGGAGAGCUUUUUGACCUGAUGGAUGAAUUUCCUGAUGGCAUUACAUUAGAGGUUCUAGAGGAGGCUCUUGUGGGAUGUGAUCCUGAGGGUCCUCUAUGCGAGCUGCUGUUCUUUUUCCUGUCAGCCAUUUUCCAGGCCCAGGAUGAGGAGCAGGAGGAAGUUGCUAAAGCGCAAGUAGCUGAGGCAGACACGAAAGAUCUAAGUGAGGCCCUGGAUGAUGAUACUGACCCCACCCAGUCUGCAAUCAGUGCAGUAGCCUCACUGGCUGCUGCUUGGCCUCAGCUCCAUCAAGGCUGCAGUCUAAAACAGCUGGAUCUUGAUAGCUGUACCCUAUCUGAGAUCCUGAGGCUGCAUAUCUUGGCCUCGGGGGCAGAGUGUAACUACACCAACGCAAAAUUCCGCUACCAGAAACAAGGAGGCUUUGGUUCGGCAGAUGAUCCAUGUGUGGAGCUGCGCAUGUCUACACCCACCAUACUAAAGAAGCUGUCCUGCACGGCUGUUUAUGACCUGCUGCCUGGAGAGAAACUGAAGCUCCUGCAUGCUCUGUGUGGGAAGCUGCUGACUCUUAUUUCCACUCGAGACUUCAUUGAGGAUUGUGCUGAUGAGCAGCGAGCUGCCAAGAUGGAGCUUCGUGAACUCAAAGCAGAACAGCAUCGCAGAGAGAGGGAGGAAGCUGCUAACAGAGUUCGCAAAAGAAAGGAAGAAAAGCUGAGAGAGCAGGAACAGAAACUUAAAGAGAAACAUGAGAAACUUAAAGAAGAGGAAGCGAAAAAUGACACACACACCGCAGUAGAUGAGAUGGACACUAGUACAGAGAGCCAGGACGGUCAUGCAGACCAUACAGAGGAUGAAGGAGAACCUUUACAGCAAAGCAAAUAUAAAAAAGUUAAUGGCAGCACUCCAAAGCUGAAGCAGGCAAGUGAGGAAGAGUUGAAGAAUGGCCCCAGCCCAGAGGAGCUAGAACAACAGCAAUUAAAGGAGAAGGAGUUAUUAGAGCGCAUUUGCAAAGCUGCAGCAUGCACAUAUAUUUUGCCACUGGGCCGUGACCGUUUUUAUCGCCGGUACUGGCUGUUCCCUUCAGUUGGAGCACUUUUUGUGGAGGAAGAUUUUUUUGGCCUGACUGAGGACAUGCUGGAGCCUUGUCCUGUACCUGAACCCAAAACCGAAGAUCUGUGUACACAGAGUCCUGUGAAGACUGGAGAGCUAGCAGAAGAGACCAGGCCAAGCCAGAGCACUUUAGUCCCAGUGAACCGACCCAAUCAGUGGUCCUUUUAUAGCACAUCUGUUGAGCUGGAACAGCUAGUUGAAGCACUGAAUCCACGUGGACACCGAGAAAGCACUCUCAAAGAGACUCUAUUGCAGGAGAAGGAGCGCAUCAAUAAGCUGCUUAGCAGUACUUCUGCAGAGCGCUUCCACUACUCAGGAGAUAAAGCACCAUUAGAGGCUAAAGGGAAUACAGGGAAAGUUAAGAAUGGCUCCACUCCUCUGGAAAGCACUGUACCUGCUGAGCGCCACAUGGAGAAUCGUCUCAGGGAUUUGCUGCUGGACAUUGAGGACCGUAUCUAUCAGGGAACUCUGGGCUCAGUAAAGGUGAUGGAAAGAGGUGCAUGGAGAGCAGCACUGGAAAGUGGAAACUAUGAACUACUGGUUUCAGAGGGCAAGGAGAGCUGGGUACUCAUUGGUGAGGAGGAAGCCAUGGAGAUAGAGGAGAACCACAUAAGAGUAAAAGACAGAUUGCAGGAGUUAAAGACAGAGAGCCAGAGUGCAGCGUCCACCAGCACUAGCACACCUCAGCCCGUAAACAACAAUGUGCACUACCUUGCACGUGCCCUUGCUCAAAUUGAGCAGGGAAUUGAGCGAAAAUUCCUUAAAGCUCCACUGGGUGAUGAGGAAAGCAAAAAAGACCAAAAAACUAAGAAAAAAGAGAAGAAGAAAGAUGAUGAACAGUCCAGUGAAAAAGAUGAUGGAAGUGAUUGUGGGCGACAAGUGAAGACUGUCCUGGAGCGCUGGAGGGAAUCUCUUCUGACAUGCACCAGCCUCUCACAGCUUUUUUUGCAUCUGUCUACACUGGAGCGCAGUGUGCUCUGGGCCAAGUCCAUCCUGAAUGCCCGCUGUAAAGUAUGCCGCAGGAAAGGAGACAGCGAGAACAUGCUGCUGUGUGACGGAUGUGACCGAGGCCAUCAUAUCUACUGUGUGCGCCCAAAGCUGAAAGCUGUUCCAAGUGAAGACUGGUUCUGCCCUGAAUGUCGUCCCAAACAACGCUCUCACCGCAUAAACUCUCGCCAGCGCUCCUCUAUCGACUCUGAGGAGGAACUAGAAGAGGAGGAGUCUGAGGAAGAGGUAGAAGAGUCUGAGGAGGAGGAUGAAGAGGAAGAGUCCGAAGAUGAGGAAUCGGAGGUGGAAGAGAAAGAAAGUGCUCCCAAGAAAGCUGCUGUGAAGCUUUCUCCACAGACUUCUAAAGGUGGCCGUUCAAGCAAUCGAUCCAGACAAACUGAAUCAAAUAAUUCUGCACCACAGAGCCAGCAGAACACGCCCAAACAAAACAGCUCCUCUGUUAAAGGAGGCUCUAAAAACUCAGGGAAGAAAGUCACUCCAGUGUCCAAUGGCAGGCCCCCGCCUCGGCCUGGGAGCCGAUCCAGUGCCCGUCUGAGCUUGGAGGCGAUGAACAUAAACAGCACCACAAAUAAAAGCAGCCCUCAACCAAGUCCCUCUGCAGCUCACACAGAGUCCAGGAAAAGAGCCAGUUCAGCAGAGGUCUCCCUUAAAAAUAAGAUGUCCUUGGUCCCAAGCAGCUCUUCCUCUAGCCGCCGCUGCUCUGGGAGAAAUCUUGGUGUUCAUGAGCUGUCAGUGUGUGAACAGCUUACAGUGGACCUGGUUAGACAUGAGGAUAGCUGGCCCUUCAUGAAACUUGUAUCUAGAACUCAGGUACCCGAUUACUAUGAUAUCAUCAAAAAACCUAUUGCUUUGAGUAUCAUCAGAGAAAAAGUGAACAACUGUGACUACCAAACUGCAUCGGAGUAUGUCGAUGAUGUGGAGCUGAUGUUUUCCAACUGCCUUGACUAUAACCCUCGUAGCACCACUGAAGCCAAGGCUGGUAUCAGGCUUCAAGCUUUCUUCCACUCUGAGCUACAGAGACUCGGCCUGGCUGAGCGAACAAGCCCUCCACAGAAACGAUCCAGAAUGUAAACCAAACUGCUAACACUGGAACGUCAUAAAUACAACAGACUUUAGACAAACAAGAGACUACAUGUAUGGAUGAAUUCAUGGGUUGAUGCACGUAGGCAUAUUGGCUUUGUCUAAUGUGUUGCAUGAAAAACCUGUUCUGUAGGGGACAAUAAAUUGCACUGUGUUCUGGAAUAUCCUUACUUUCCCUGACUAGGAGCAAAAAACUUUCUAUAUGGUGCAUUUGUAUUUUAUAUAUUGACUGCAGUUCUAGACUACUGUGUAUAGAUUAUUAAUAACAUAAUUUACAUGUGUUAAAGAUUUUUUGCAACUUAAAGGAACAAAUAGCAUUUUUCUUUUGUUAUGGUUGUGAAUAAUAAAAUAAAAUAAAAAACUAUUUGUUUAAGUAAUUCCCUGUAGCUUGGUUAAACACUACAUAGGGACCAAGACCUGCUUCGUUUUUUCCUGUAAUGCUGUCCACAAUAUUUAUUUUAGUUCGGGAUAUACUUUGGAAUUUGCUUUAUUUAUGAAAUAUUGUUUUUUUUUGUUUUGUUUUGUUUUUUUUAUAGCUUGUUUGUGUAUUGUUUUGUAAAGUACUACAAGUGUUGGUAGAACUUUACCAGGGUAUCUGGGUAAAUGGAUGUUUUUCUCUCAGAAUAUUUUCCAGGUUGUUCUUCAUAUUUUAAAAAACUUAAAUAAAUUGUUUUUUCUGAAUGU
Silurus meridionalis is the source of this 5433-nucleotide messenger RNA. RefSeq names its product bromodomain adjacent to zinc finger domain, 1A (gene baz1a). The record is from RefSeq and is a predicted model, not a curated record. NCBI's taxonomy places the organism in Eukaryota, Metazoa, Chordata, Actinopteri, Siluriformes, Siluridae. Gene Ontology annotation, biological process: chromatin remodeling. Gene Ontology annotation, molecular function: protein binding. Bases 253 to 4740 code for a protein of 1495 amino acids. The transcript is spliced from 28 exons.